Messenger RNA from Vidua chalybeata, 3830 nucleotides. It is a transcript of the gene CLPTM1L, whose product is annotated as CLPTM1 like. The record is from RefSeq and is a predicted model, not a curated record. The transcript is spliced from 17 exons. Bases 75 to 1694 code for a protein of 539 amino acids. Gene Ontology annotation, cellular component: membrane; endomembrane system. Lineage: Eukaryota; Metazoa; Chordata; Aves; Passeriformes; Viduidae.
GCGGCGGCGGAUCCCGAGCGGGGCUGCGGCGGGGGGCGGAGGCGGCCGCCGCCAUCGCCGUCGGCACUGUCACCAUGCUGAGCCGCAGCUCCUUCACCAGCCUGGUGGUGGGCGUGUUCGCCGUGUACGUGGCGCACACCUGCUGGGUCAUGUACGGCAUCGUCUACACGCGGCCCUGCCCGGCGGCGGCGGACGGCGCGGCCGGGGGAUGCGUCUGGCCCUACUUGGCUCGGAGGCCCAAGCUUCAGUUAAGCGUGUACACUACCACACGGUCAAGCAUUGGUGCUGAGAGUAAUAUAGAUCUCGUUUUGAAUGUGGAGGAUUUUGAUAUUGAGUCCAAAUUUGAAAGGACGGUGAAUGUCUCUGUACCAAAGAAAACCCGAAAUAAUGGCACAUUAUAUGCAUUUGUAUUUCUUCACCAUGCUGGCAUUUUGCCUUGGCAUGAUGGUAAGCAGGUGCAUAUAGUAAGCCCUCUGACCACGUACAUGGUCCCCAAACCAGAAGAGAUUAAUUUGCUCACUGGUGAAUCAGCCACACAGCAAAUUGAAGCAGAAAAGCAGACCAAUGCCCUGGAUGAGCCCAUCUCUCACUGGAGGUCAAGACUAACCUUAAAUGUCAUGGUGGAAGAUUUUGUGUUUGAUGGGUCAUCUCUCCCUGCUGAUGUUCACCGUUACAUGAAAAUGGUUCAGUUGGGGAAGACAGUGCAUUACCUUCCAAUAUUAUUUAUUGAUCAGCUAAGCAACAGAGUGAAAGAUUUGAUGGUUAUAAAUCGUUCAACAACAGAGCUACCUCUUACAGUGUCGUAUGACAAAAUAUCUCUUGGAAAACUCCGAUUUUGGAUUCACAUGCAAGAUGCUGUGUACUCCCUCCAGCAAUUUGGGUUUUCAGAAAAGGACGCAGAUGAAGUAAAAGGAAUUUUUGUUGAUACAAACUUGUACUUUCUGGCUUUGACAUUCUUUGUAGCAGCAUUCCAUCUUCUCUUUGAUUUCCUUGCAUUUAAAAAUGACAUCAGUUUUUGGAAGAAAAAGAGGAGCAUGAUUGGGAUGUCUACAAAAGCAGUGCUUUGGCGGUGCUUUAGUACUGUGGUAAUAUUUCUUUUCCUUUUGGAUGAACAAACAAGUUUAUUGGUACUGAUCCCAGCAGGCAUUGGUGCAGUGAUUGAGCUCUGGAAAGUGAAGAAGGCCUUGAAAAUGACAAUCAGGUGGCAAGGUUUGAAACCCAAAUUUCAGUUUGGUGCAUACAAUGACUCUGAAAAGAAAACUGAGGAAUAUGAUGCCCAGGCUAUGAAAUACUUGUCAUAUUUGCUCUAUCCACUGUGUAUUGGAGGUGCAGGUUACUCCUUGCUGAAUGUCAAAUACAAAAGCUGGUACUCCUGGUUGAUUAACAGUUUUGUCAAUGGAGUGUAUGCUUUUGGAUUCCUGUUUAUGCUGCCCCAACUAUUUGUAAACUACAAGAUGAAAUCUGUUGCACACUUACCAUGGAAGGCUUUCACAUACAAAGCAUUCAACACCUUUAUUGAUGAUAUAUUUGCUUUUAUCAUCACUAUGCCAACAUCUCAUAGGCUGGCAUGCUUUAGAGAUGAUGUUGUGUUCUUGGUCUAUCUCUACCAAAGAUGGCUUUAUCCUGUGGAUAAGAGCAGAGUAAAUGAGUACGGAGAAUCUUAUGAUGAAAAGUUAAAAAAAAAAAGUUCAUAGAGAAUAACUAAGAACUGAAGAAGAUUCUGACCCCUGGACUCUUCCUCGCUUUGUGUAUUGCCUGGUCUUAAGGAAGGAAAAACUUAUUUAAUUAAAAGUAUUUUUAAAGCUUAUGACAGAACUACAUAGACAAUACAUCUUCUAUAUUGCCAAAAUCUAGUUUUGAUACCCUCCUCUUUCAAGAUCCUCUUCUGUCCUCACAAGGUCUGCAGUCUGCCAGAUGACAUUAUAUAAACUUCCUGCAUUUCAGCUUCUCUUCAGUGAAAACCUAAGCAUCCUGAACAUUGUAAUUAAGAUCCAAAUCUGUGUUUUUAAGACAACUCACGAACUGAAACUGUGGUACCUGUGCCACUAGGCUAUGAAAACUGAAAAAACAAUAUACUGUGUUACAGCAGAAUCAAGGAUUAUUGCCAAACCUGGGGCUGUCAAAAAUAAAAGGUAUAAUAUUGGAUUAUAUUCUACUUAAAAAUUCCUAGCUAAAAAAAUAGAUUGCUGGAAAUAUAGGAUAAGGUACAUGGCAGUGUUAAACUUCAAAUUCUGCCAUGUUCUUGGCCUACAAUAUGGCAGUGGGUUUCAGUUUUCUUAAAGUGAGUGAAGGUGUGGAAAAACUGUAACAUGAUUUCUUUCAAUAUGUAUGUGAGUUUAUAGAAAUCCUUCUGCAUUGUUGACAAACCUGAUUUCUUGACAUAGCAGGUAUUCAUGUAAUGCAAAUCAUUGUUACAUGCUGGGAAAGUCUCUUAACACUUCUUAAAUUCUUCAUCAUUUGGUACUACAGUGACCUACUAGGCCAAUUCUGUCAUGUUUCAACGAGAAUAAUUCCUCAGUCCUUUCCCCUCUCCCUCCCUGCCCUAUCCUGUUUUUUAGAUGAAACACACAUCAUUCAAAUGGAAUUAUUUUGCUCAAGUACAGGUUCAACAAAGUACACUAAUACAGAGGAAAAAAAAACAGCCUGGCAAAGAACAAUUCAUACCUUUCAAUUUAAAAUCUGUAUUCCAUGGGAAUUAAAUUCAUUAAGGGAGGUAUUUUAACCUGUUUCUUUCAAAUUUGUAAAAAAUAAUCAGGUUGAAUUAUUAUUCCAAAAUCCAAACUCCACAGCUAUAUCUAGAAACCACUUAAAAAAAUGGUUAGAAAAAUUUUAAAUUUAAAAUCUUCAACGAUUCUUAAAAGAAAGUUUCUUAACACUAAGGGAAAUACAGAGUGCAUUCUGUUCAGCAGCAAAUAAAAUACAAUUUAAAAAAAUCCAAAAGACAGAAUUCUAAUUUUGCUUUGGCCAGUAAGUUUACAAAUAAACCAUAAUGAUUCUUAAGUUUAUUAAAUUGCAUGCUGUUUGUGCAAGGCUGUUUAACCUCAAUUUGUCAGGAAUUGAAAAUGUUCAUCCUGUGGUCUGUUACUACUUUGUGAAGUGGAUUUUAUCCAGCCCUGGUACUGCAAAAUCUGAACGUAUAAAUAUUUUGGUCCUAAAAAGAUAAAGAAGUUUGCCUGCCUAUUGUGUUUUGCUACAGACUACAGUCUUUCCUGGACUGAAGUCCUCCUUACACACUGCUGGGAAUGGAAAGGAGUCUUGAAGUGAAUAUUUAUCUCAUGUUAAAGUGUCUUUAUGCUGUUAAUUGUAACUACAGAUUAUUGACUUUAGCAUUAAACACACCUAAGUAAGUCUAUGCAAAAGUGGGGCUGCAUUUGCUGUAUCUUGUACCUGUUUUGAAUUUGUUUGGAAUGAGCUCUUUACUGCUAAGCAAUCUAAUAUUUCACAUUAAGUAAAUUGUGUGUGGAAAGUUUUCCUGAUAUAAAGAAUGCAUAUAGCACAUUCCCUUUUUGUGCCAUUUCAAAACAACCAAGUCAUUGGUUCUUCUAGAGUAGCUUCUCAAAGUCCAGAAUACCGUAUUUGGGUAUUUCUGAUGUUUCAUUGCUCAUUUUUGUACAAGCUGUUGAAAAAUUUCUCUUACACCUUUACUGUGAGUUUCCUAGUCUUCUGUCUUGCAUUUCUUGACACUGACCUCAUGAUAUCCUAUACAAUAGUCAUAAAGCUUAUAAAAUUAGAACAUUUUAAGUCUUUAAAAUGAGCAAGACUUUCCUGUUCAAUUCAUUGUUUUAUGCAUUCCAUUUCCAAAUAAAAGACUUGGCAUACAGGAUAAAGAG